AUGAUUGUGACACCACCACGUUAUUUUGGAGAUGGAGACUGUGGGUAUUGUAAGGAUUCAAAGAAACAAGAUCACUAUGCAUUGGAAUCACAAAUGGGAUCCAACUUGCCCCGGCAAUCAGUCACAAUUGGUUCGUCAAUUUGGCAAAUGUCGUGCAAAGAAUACGACGAAUUGAUAAACACCGGGUUCAGGAGGUCAGGAACAUUUUUGUACAAAACCGACUUGCUAAGAAGCUGUUGCAGGUUAUACACAAUCAGAACAAAACUCGAAAUGUGUAAAUUGACGAAAGAGCACAGAAAGGUGGUCAAUCGAUUCAUUAAAGAGAUAUGUCCCGAAUUGCCCCAGCCCAAGAAAAACACUUUUGACUUGAACAGAUUAUAUGAGGCACAACUUCAAUCAAAACGAUUCAAAACUAGGUUUGAGCCAUCAAAAUUUUCUAAAGAAAAGUUUGAAUUGUAUAAAAAAUAUCAAGUGUCGGUGCAUAACGAUGACCCAGACGAUGUGACUGAAUCUUCAUUCAAAAGGUUUCUAUGCGACACGCCGUUCCCUGACGACGAAGUUGAUGGAGACAAGGACCAAUUUGAAGGACUUGAACUCAAAAAUUGGGGAGAAUCAACAAAACCACGAAUUGGUCCUACCCACGAACUAUAUUUCUUGGAUGGGAAAUUAAUUGCCAUCUCCAUUCUUGACUUCCUACCAUCGGGCGUUUCUUCCAUAUAUUUUAUUUGGGACCCCGGCUAUGCACAUUUGAGUUUGGGCACUUUAUCUGGACUAAAAGAGAUGCAAAUGUGUGACAAGCUAAAUUACUCGUGGUACUAUUUGGGAUACUAUAUUGAGGAUUGCGUCAAAAUGAAGUAUAAACUGAAAUUUGGUGGUGAAUUAUUGGAUUUGUGCAAUGAAGUAUAUUUCCCAUUAGAGAUUGUUGAUCCGUAUAUAAAGAACGGUAGACUAUUUGUCAUUGGUGAAAAGGACGACGAGUACGAUUCAGAGCUUGAGAUUGAGAGUUUAGGAGCUCCGUUAGACUAUAAAGAUAGUGAUUUUUAUGAGAAAAAGCUAGUCAACAUUGCUGAGGACAUUUACGGGGACGAAAAGGUCGAGGCAGAUGCUAAAAAGGCCAAGCAAAUCUUAAAAGUCAAAUAUCAAAUUGAUCUGAAAGACUCUCAAAAAAGAUUGCCCAAUGUCGUACCGGGAAUGAUUCCUCUUUGGCAAAUUCUCGAAUGGUUUGAUAUGGGUACAAUUGAUGAAGAAUUCGUUGUUGAAAUAUUUAUGGGCGAAAAAAUGUUUGAAUAUUCUCUUGACGAACUUAAUGGUGAAGGGAGAGCAAUCGUGGUUGACUGUAUCAGAGCUUUUGGGCUAGAAAAAGUACAGGAUAUGGUGAUUACGUUGUGA
This is a messenger RNA of Candida albicans SC5314, 1389 nucleotides long. Its product is annotated as arginyltransferase. Lineage: Eukaryota; Fungi; Ascomycota; Pichiomycetes; Serinales; Debaryomycetaceae. Gene Ontology annotation, cellular component: cytoplasm. The record is from RefSeq and is a predicted model, not a curated record. Gene Ontology annotation, biological process: protein arginylation. Gene Ontology annotation, molecular function: arginyl-tRNA--protein transferase activity. The transcript has a single exon. The coding region runs from base 1 to 1389 and encodes 462 amino acids.